This is a messenger RNA of Agrilus planipennis (emerald ash borer), 1152 nucleotides long. Its product is annotated as nucleoplasmin-like protein. The transcript has 4 exons. NCBI's taxonomy places the organism in Eukaryota, Metazoa, Arthropoda, Insecta, Coleoptera, Buprestidae. The record is from RefSeq and is a predicted model, not a curated record. Gene Ontology annotation, biological process: chromatin remodeling. Gene Ontology annotation, cellular component: cytoplasm; nucleolus; nucleoplasm. The coding region runs from base 122 to 691 and encodes 189 amino acids. Gene Ontology annotation, molecular function: chromatin binding; RNA binding; histone binding.
UAGAAGCUCUCUCAACGUCCGCCCGCCAUUUGCUUCGCUUCGGUCUUUCUACCCUUGAGAGGAUUGCCGGGUUAUUGUCACGUGUAUUUCUUUGUAAUCCGUCAUCAUCCCUCGUAAAAAAAUGGCAGACGAAUAUUUUUACGCUCUCACCCUUAAAGGAGCAAAGGCAUCUGAAGUAUGGGAUCCAGAAUCCAAAGGAGGCGAAGAUUUACAAGGAGGACACAAGCUUAUCAUCAAACAAGCUUUGUUAGGAGCCGACGCUGUCGAAGGCGAAGUUAAUGUUAUCCAAGUAGAAGCAAUGACAUGGAAAGAAUCAGUUACUAUUCCUGUAGCAGUUUUAAAAUCAGGAAGUCAGAAUCAAGUACUAUUGGAUUUAUCUUUCCCAGACCCCCCUGUUACAUUUAGUUUGGCUCAAGGCUCAGGCCCAGUGCAUAUUAUAGGACAUCAUCUUAUUGGUAGUGCCAUCGAUGAAUUUGAUGAAAUGGAUGAGAUGGAAGAAGAAAUGCUGGAUGAUGAAGAAGGCGAAGAAGGAGCUGAGAACCGUAUCAAACAAAAACGAAAAUUGUCGGACAUCGACGAAAAAGAGGAGGAAGACGAAGAAGAAGACGAAGGCCCUAAAAAUAAGAAGGCGAAAACGACUUCCAGUAAUGCAAAAGGAAAGACACCAGUUAAAAACACAAAGAAAAAGUAAAUGAACUGUUCCUUUUUUUCAUUUUUUUUUAAUUCUGGAUUUUCGUCAUUUACAGUGACUUAGUUUUAAAUUGAAAUGGAAUUGCCUUUGGUUCCCAUUUAUUUUACUUUUAAAAAAGGCAAUUUCAAUUCGGAUCUUACUUGAAAAUAAUCGAUUCAUAGUCUGUAAUACAUUUUAUUAUUCUUUGUACAACCUGCUAAACUUAGUUUUGUGUAUUCCAAUGUCUUAAUGUUAAGAAUAUUCCAAUUAGAAUAUUUAAUUUAUGUCAGUGCUGCAGUUGUUUUCUUUGUAAAUACGUCACUCAGUAAAAGGUUUUUUCUAAUAAUUGGGCUUUUCAUAUGCUAAAGAUUGUGUAUUCAAGUUUUUAUAAAUUGUAAUCUUUGAUGCUAAUACCUGAUUUGAUUUAUGGAACAUUUUUGUAUUGAGAAGGAAAUCUACUGGCAGUAGUAAAGUGUUUACUA